AUGUUUAAAGGAGCGAAAAAAGAGGAUUUAAGGCAAAUUGCCAUUGAGUUAGGUGAAAAUGUUACUAAGACUAUGACUAUUAUUGAGCUAACGAACUUAAUAAAAAACAACGAAACAUUUGUUAAAGAGCCAGAACUUGCUACUGACAUAGCAAAUACUAUAAUUAAUGAUAGAAAAGCAGUAAAGGAAUCGCUGUUACAGUUAGAAAAAUUUAAGUUUGAGAGAACAAAAGCAGAAUUAGAACUUGCUAAACUGCGAAACAAAAACAAAACUGAGAACUCCGAAAGUACUGAAUCGCUGAAUUCACUCGUCAAGAGUGUCCGGACUCUAACAGUUAAAGUUCCUAGUAGACCAGAAGGUUGGAGUUAUUUUUUCUCAUCCUUAGAAAGGGCAUUUAACUCUAAAAGUGUACCCGAGAAAUACAAGGCAGAAAUUCUUUUAAAUUUGCUAGGAGAAAAGGCCACAAACGUGAUCACUUAUAUAAAAGAUAACGAGUUAAAUGAUUAUUCUAAAGUAAAAUCAAUCGUAAUAAGAGAAUUUGAGCCCACCCCUCAAUCGUGUUUAGAACAUUUCAAAAAUACAUUCCGACAACCAAACGAAACACACGUACAAUACGCGUCUCGAUUGAUAACAAAUUAUGAUUAUUAUUUGAAAUUAAGGAAGGUGUCGGAUUUCGAAACAUUAAAAGAGUUAAUCGUAUCCGACAAAAUCUAUCAAACACUUGACAAAGAUACCGCAUACCAUAUAAGUAUGAAACAGGGAGACGAUUGGUUCAAACCCUCUCAAUUAUCGAAAGAGAUCGAUCUAUACUACACAUCGCGUGGGAAAAAAUUAGUCAAUAGUUUAGAAAACGUAAAAAAUCCCCACUCAAAAAAUGCUUCGCGAGUAUUCUUGUCAGAUGCUAAAAUUUCUAAAUGUGUUUUAUCGUGUAGUGAAAAUCAUCCAUUAUAUAACUGCCCUGCUUAUAAAAACUUAUCCAUAAAUGAUCGAGUAGAAGUUGUUAAAACUAAUAAAUUAUGCUUUAAUUGCUUAGGAAAUAACCACAGAGUAUCAAAUUGCAAAUCUAAGUAUUCUUGCCAGAAUUGUAAAAGGCGUCAUCACGUGACUUUGCAUUUCUCUCCUGAGAAAAAACCGUAUGAGGCAUCGGCGACUGCUAGUCGAAGCGUGCUUUCCCCCACCGCAGCUGAAUUUAUUACCAAUCCUUCUAGAAGUGCGGAAGUUAAUCAAAACAAAAACGAAGAAUAUUUUGCGGCUGCGAGUUUCGAUUCGAAUUCAAUACAAUCAAAAUGUGUUUUGCUUAGUACGAUUAUUUGUUACAUAAAAGAUAAUGUAAACAAUUUAAUUCCUUGCCGGGGUUUGCUUGAUGUGGUUGCGAAUUCGAAUUUUAUCAGCAAAAGAUUAUCUGAUAGACUUAAUUUAAGGAAAGAAAAAAUAAAUGCCUCAGUGUCAGGAUUAAAUGAAUUGUCAUUAGAAAUAAAAUCACGAGUGAGUACUACCAUUACAAAUGAGGAGGGGAAUUUUAAUUUAGAUUUAAACUUUUUAGUUGUUCCAAGAAUAAUGGAUUUUACCCCAUCUAAACCAAUUCAAUGCAGUUUCCCAGAAUUAAGAGAUGUGAAAUUGGCGGAUUUAAGUUUUAACAUGCCAGGUCCUAUUGAUAUACUUAUAGGCGCGGAACAUUUUUAUGAAAUUAUGAGGAUAGGGCAAAUACAACCCCCUAAUACAAAGGUUCACUGCGGAUUAAUAAAGGAUAACACGGAAUUAGAAAAGUCCAUUAGUAGAUUUUGGGAGCUAGAGUCCAUUGGCAUUAAUGACGAGAAUGAAAACAGCGACGAAAACGAAGCCCUAAAGAACUUUAAUGACACGGUGAGCUUUAAAAACAAGCGGUACAAGGUAACCUUACCUUGGAAGAGGAACUGGCAGGAGUUAGAUGAUAAUUUCAACAUUGCAAAGAAGAGAAUUGACUCCCUGAUUAAAAGAAUGAAUCGUGAUAAUUCACUAUACUUAGAAUAUUGCGAAACUUUAAAAAUUUAUUUGAGAGAAGGAAUAAUUGAGAGAGUAUUGUAUCAUUCAAAACCAAAUGAUAAGCCUGUGUUUUACCUGCCCCAUUUGAUUGUCAAUAAAAAGGAGAGGCUAACCACCAAAAUGAGAAUAGUCUUCGAUGCUAGUGCACAUGGAAUCGAACAAUUAUCUCUGAAUGAUUGUUUGUUUCAAGGGGUUAAUCUGAAUCCAAAUAUUUUUUAUCUUCUGAUCCAUUUUCGUUUAAAUAGAAUUGCAUUUCUGGCUGAUAUCGAGAAUGCAUUCCUCCAGAUAUCCUUGAGUGAUAGAGACAGAGACGCUGUGAGAUUUCUUUUUGGAAAGGAUCUAAAACAUAUAGAGAUCUACAGAUUCAAGCGAGUAAUAUUUGGAGUGAAUUCUAGUCCAUUUUUGUUGGCAGCUACCAUUAAAAAGCAUAUAGAAAAAUACCGUAAAGAGUUUCCAUCCACAGUACAAGUACUUGAUGACUGUUUAUACGUUGACGAUUUGAUAGCUGGAGAGGACAGUGAAGAAGCAGCCUUUGAAAUUUCUAAAAGAGCGAAACAAAUCAUGGGAGAUGCUGGAAUGAACCUAAGAAAGUGGAUUUCGAAUGAUGAAAAUCUUAUGAAAAAACUGAAUGAAGAAGGAUUUGAUCUACUACACCCAGAGGACCUCGAAGGAAAUCUGCAUCGAGUCCUAGGCCUUUCUUGGAAUCCACUUAGUGACUUUAUCACAGUGGAGAUAGAUAGCUUGCUUGAAUUUCUUCAACAGGAUAAAAAUACCAAGCGAUUUUUGCUAAUGACUGCAGGAAGAAUAUUUGACCCUUUAGGUCUUCUCACUCCCUUCACCAUCAGAUUUAAAUGUUUAUUUCAAGAGAUCUGGCAGAGGAAAAUCACCUGGGAUGAAGAGUUGCCACCCGACAUUGCAAAAACGUGGAAGAAGUGGUGUACAGAAGUUUCUCAACUAAAAGAUCUUAAAAUUCCUAGACAUGUGAUGAGUCCUACAGGUGAUGAGAAUUUAUGUGUCGAAAUCCACACAUUUUCAGACGCUAGUAUCAAGACCUAUGGAGCCGCCGUGUACAUAAAAAUACGAGUCAAAGAUCAAAUCAUUAUCAAUCUUGUGUCUUCUGAAACCAGAGUUGCACCCUUGAAGAAGAUUACACUACCGCGGGUGGAACUCAUGGGUGCUGUGCUAGCAGCAAGAUUAGCUAAAGAGGUGAAGAAAGUAAUCGACCAUAAACAUCAAUCAACAAGCUUUUUCUGGACUGAUGCUAAAAUCGUACUCUACUGGAUUCAGAGUUCAACCAAACGAUGGAAACCUUUUGUGGCGAACCGUGUAAAAGAGAUUCAAGCAUUGACAGCCCAGACAUCAUGGCACCACUGUGCUAGUAGAGACAAUUCCGCUGACAUGUUAAGCAGAGGUGUGACUGUUGACGUUCUUCUUGGCAGUGCAAAAUGGUGGUCUGGUCCUGACUUCCUUAAAGAGAACAUUCCAGACGCUUAUGAGGAGCAAACUGUUCAUGAAGAAGAGUACCAAGUUGAACUUAAAAAGAACUGUGAUUCCCAUUUAGUGACUUUAAUUUCUAUAGAUAAUGUUUCCCUUUUUGAGAAAAUUCUUACCUUAUCUAACAAAUAUACUAAAAUUAUUCAUGUAUUGAGUUUUCUUUUCAGAUUCAUUUACAAUUGUAAAAAUCCAGAUGCAAGAAAAAUUGGUCCCUUGUUAGUAAGUGAAUUAAAUGCAGCUGAAAUUUGGUUGUUAAACUGUUUACAACGAAGUGAGUUCUCAGAGGAAAUCAAAAGCUUGGAAAAAGGUAAGCCUGUUCCGAGGAACAGUAAGUUGUCUUCAUUGUGUGUUUUUCUAGAUGAAAAUAAGCUGAUGAGAGUUGGUGGUAGAUUAUCUCUGUCUGACUUGCCUGUUAAUUCUAAGUUCCCCAUCAUUUUACCGGGUAAGAAUUCUUUAACCACCAUAAUUUUGAGAUAUUGUCAUUUAAAAUAUUUGCACUUGGGACCACAAGCAUUAUUAUAUCAAGUUCGACAAAAGUUCUGGCCUCUUAACGGUAGAAAUAAUUGUAGGAAAAUUGUACAUAGUUGUAUCACAUGUUUUAAAAACAAACCUGUUAUGAGUAAUCAAAUAAUGGCUGAUCUACCAAAGGAGCGUACAAGACCUAAUUAUCCAUUUAACAUCACGGGAAUUGAUUUUUGUGGCCCAUUUUCUAUUAAGUUCAAAAACCAGAGAAAAGGGGUCACAAAUAAGGUUUAUGUUGCUGUUUAUAUUUGCUUGUGUACCAAGGCAAUACACUUAGAUUUUGUAACUGAUUUAACUUCUCAAUCGUUCAUUGCCAGUCUAAAACGUUUUUUUGGGAGACGGGGCAAGUGUUCAAAAAUUAUGACCGAUAAUGCAAAAACAUUUAUCGGUGCUAACAUUGAGAUUAAGAAGUUAAGGAAAUUGAUAAAUUGCCCAGAUGAGACGUUAGCCAGUUAUUUUACUAACGAAGGGAUUGAUUGGAAAUUUAUCCCACCAAGGUCACCAAACUUCGGGGGAAUUUGGGAGGCUGGUGUGAAGUCGUUUAAGUUCCACCUAAAAAGAGUAAUUGGCAAUCAAAAUUUAACUUUAGAAGAAUUCUUGACAAUUUUGACUGAAAUCGAAGGUGUUUUGAACUCCAGACCUCUCACUCCACUAUCACCGGAGUUUGAUGAAUUUGAAACUCUAUCACCUGGUCAUUUCUUGAUAGGUAGGCCCAUCACCUCACUCGCUGAACCCCAACUAAUAGAUAUAACUGAGAAUAGGCUUUCUAACUGGCAAAAGAUUAAUAAGUAUAGUCAGAGAAUAUGGAAGUUGUGGAAAAGGGACUACCUUAAUAAUUUACAGGAACGUAAUAAAUGGAAAUUUGAAAAGAAUAAUGUAGAAAUAGGAACCCUGUGUUUGAUAAAGGAAGAGAAUUUACCAUCUACGCAAUGGUUAGUAGGACGAAUUGUUGAGGUGAUGCCUGGCCGUGACACAAAAAUAAGAGUAGUGAAGUUAAGUUUACCUAAUGGCAAACAACUUCAAAGAAAUAUUCGUGACAUUUGUAUUCUUCCCAUAGAGUAA
Messenger RNA from Parasteatoda tepidariorum (common house spider), 5100 nucleotides. NCBI's taxonomy places the organism in Eukaryota, Metazoa, Arthropoda, Arachnida, Araneae, Theridiidae. The record is from RefSeq and is a predicted model, not a curated record.